This is a messenger RNA of Anguilla rostrata (American eel), 3085 nucleotides long. RefSeq names its product NADPH oxidase, EF-hand calcium binding domain 5 (gene nox5). Gene Ontology annotation, biological process: superoxide anion generation; defense response. The coding region runs from base 681 to 2843 and encodes 720 amino acids. Gene Ontology annotation, cellular component: plasma membrane; NADPH oxidase complex. NCBI's taxonomy places the organism in Eukaryota, Metazoa, Chordata, Actinopteri, Anguilliformes, Anguillidae. The record is from RefSeq and is a predicted model, not a curated record. Gene Ontology annotation, molecular function: calcium ion binding; superoxide-generating NAD(P)H oxidase activity. The transcript is spliced from 16 exons.
UCUUAUACCAUUCUGUACCAAAAAAUAUUCUUUUAUUUCCCUGUUUUUUCUAACCAAGGAAGCAAAUGGAAUUCGUUUCUGUAAAAUAUGCAUUCACGUCAAUCUUGACUUAUCAAAAUUAAUUAUGUUUCUCAAUAAGAAAUCAUUUUUUUCCGCCAGCUUCUGUGUAGGUAUCAGCAGACCUCUCCUGCUUCUCACUAAAGUUUGAACUUCAGACAAAUACUGAAAUCCAACCUCUCCAAACUGCGUUGCCUUUCUCACAAAUUGUUUGAUCUCCAGUUACACACUACUGGUGCUCUGUGUAAUUAAUGUUAUUGUUAAUUAGACUUCCCUGCAGUUAUUUUCAUAAAUACAUGAAACACGCAAUAAUUAUUGGGUUAUUGGGAUUCAAGUGUUGAUUGUUUUCUGGAGGACUGUCCUUGUUACUGUUCCUUAGAAUUGUCUAAGCAGGCCCGUGUUGCAAGACUGAGAGGGAUGUCAGAGACAGCUGCUCUUACCCAGGGACAGCCUAACCCCCCCCUCCCUCAUCACUGCUGGCUUCUCCUAAGAACACCUCAGACCUGGCUGCCAGAACAACUCCCAUCUUCUGACGCAAAAUCAGUGUGACUUGCCAGGAUUAGAACUGAAACCAUGCAGAGACCAGUGGUUAUUUAUAAAAGGCUGUAAAUAAUGACAGCACCAUGAGCCUGGACGAGGACGCUCGCUGGCUGGAGUGGGUCACCAAGCAGUUUGAGAGCAUCGCAGGAGAGGACAAAGAGAUUGAUCUGGAUGAGUUCAAAACCGCCCUCAAAGUCAAGGAGUCCUUCUUCGCAGAGAGAUUCUUUGCGCUGUUCGACUCCGACGGCAGCAGCACGAUCAGCCUGGACGAGCUGCUGAAGGCUCUGAACCUGCUCAUUCAUGGCAGUGAGACAGACAAGCUGCACUUCCUCUUCCAGGUGUACGACGUCGACGGCAGUGGCUCGAUCGACCCAGAUGAGUUACGGACGGUGCUGAAGUCCUGUCUGCGGGAGAGCGCCAUCUCUCUGCCCGAGGAGAAGCUGGAUGACCUGACUCUGGCCUUGUUCGAGUCUGCUGACAAGGACAACAGUGGAUCCAUCACCUUCGAGGAGCUAAAAGCUGAGUUGGAGAGCUUCCCUGAGGUGAUGGAGAACCUCACAAUAAGCGCUGCCAACUGGCUAAAGCCGCCGGCCUUGGAGCAGAAGAAACGGCGCACUCCUCGGUACCUGACCCCCGCGUACUGGCACAACAACAGCCGCAAGCUGCUCUUCCUGUGCGGCUACGCCGGCCUCAACAUGCUGCUCUUCACCGUGGCUGCGCUCCACCACACCCCCGGCGGGCCCUGGCUCAUGGUGGCCAAGGGCUGUGGACAGUGCCUAAACUUCAACUGCACCUUCGUCACGGUGCUGAUGCUGCGGCAUUGUCUCACCUGGCUCAGGGCCACCUGGUUGGUGCGAGUCCUGCCCCUGGACCAGAACAUCCUGCUACAUCAGAUGGUGGGCUAUGCCGUCUUCAGCUUCACCCUGGUGCACACAGCAGCUCAUGUCAUGAACUUCGCAAGCCUGUCCCAGAACGAGGGCGCCCACCGGCUGUGGGAGUACCUGUUCACCACGCGGCCCGGGAUUGGCUGGGUGGGAGGAACGGCUUCCAUCACGGGCGUGGUCCUGCAGCUGAUCAUCAGCCUCAUGGUGGUGUGCUCCAGCACCUUCGUUCGCCGUAGCGGCCACUUCGAGGUGUUCUACUGGUCUCACCUGUUGUACAUCUGGACAUGGGUCCUGCUGGUGGUCCACUGUGCCAACUUUUGGAAGUGGUUUGUGGCUCCCGGGGUGAUCUUCCUUCUGGAGAAGCUGGUGGGCAUUGCCAUGUCUCAUAUGGGCGGUCUCUACAUCGUGGAGGUCAACUUGUUGCCAUCUAAGGUGACCCACCUGGUGAUCAAGCGACCACAGUUUUUCCACUUCAAGCCGGGAGACUAUGUCUACGUUAACAUCCCAGUGAUUGCCAAGUACGAGUGGCACCCCUUCACAAUCAGCAGUGCGCCAGAGCAGCAAGACACGAUGUGGCUUCAUGUCCGCUCCAUGGGCCAGUGGACAAACCGCCUCUAUGAGUACUUCAGACAGUCAGAGACCCAGGGGGUCAGCACCAAGCGGCUGACUGCGAGCUUACGGGACCGUAGGCACCUGAGGACAGCGCAGAUCUCUGCAAAACUGAGCGACAAUCAUAGGUUUUGUAACAUAAAGUGUUAUGUGGAUGGGCCGUAUGGUACCCCUACGAGGCAGAUCUUUGCCUCUGAGCAUGCGAUCCUGAUUGGAGCAGGGAUUGGGAUCACACCCUUUGCCUCUAUCCUGCAGAGCAUCAUGUACCGCUAUCGCAUGAGGAAGCAGAACUGCCCUAACUGCAGCUAUUCCUGGUGUGAGACCAUCAAAGACAGCGAGAUGAAGUUACGGAAGGUGGACUUCAUCUGGAUCAACCGAGACCAGAAGUCCUUUGAAUGGUUUGUGAGUCUGCUGACAAAACUGGAGAUGGAUCAGGCAGACGCUGAACCAGAGGGCCGAUUCUUGGAGAUGCACAUGUACAUGACCUCAGCUCUGAGUAAAAACGACAUGAAGGCUAUUGGCCUCCAGAUGGCGCUGGACCUGCUGGCCAAGAAAGAGAAGCGGGACUCCAUUACCGGGCUGCGAACCCGCACCCAGCCGGGGAGGCCCGAGUGGGGCAAGGUGUUCCAGAAGAUUGCGGAAGAGAAGAAGGGUAAGGUUCACGUGUUCUACUGCGGCUCCCCUGCUCUCGCCAAAAUCAUCAAGGCCCACUGCGAGAAAUUCGGCUUCAAGUUCUACAAAGAGAACUUCUGAGAGCGUCCAGGCCCCUGCAUCUGGGGUCCCGCCCUGAUCUUGCCCUGCUUUCUGGGGUCCCACCCUGCUUUCUGGGGUCCUGUCCUGCUUCCUGGGGUCCCACCCUGCUUCCUGUCCUGGCUGCAUCUGCAACCCUGAGUUGAACAUUCACAUGUAGCACUGGCUCAUCCAGACCCCAACGGACUGCUGACAAAUUACCUUUGCAAUCUGCUGUAAAUAAUAAACAUUGAGACUUGGCUAAA